AUGCUUCCCAGGUUUGCCAAAGCGUUCCGCGGGUCGGAUGAGGACCUGGAAAAAGCCCCUCAAAUCAACAAUUCCUCCGAAACAAACAACAACGAGCCAUUCGAUAACUCCAGCGAUGGCGCCGUGCCCGGUGAGAGCUUUGAAUAUGGCAAUUCGAUAUUUGCCAAGAUCCAGCGCCUCGCUGGUAAGCUCAACAUCGAGCAGCGCGGUGUCGAACGGGUCCCGGACUCGGAGCGAAAUGAUACGUCGUACCUCAAUAUCGGCAGCAUGUGGUUGGCCGCAAACAUGGUCGUCAGCUCCUUCGCCAUUGGUGUUCUCGGAAAGUCUGCUUUCAAACUCGGCUUCGUCGAUGCCAUUCUGGUCUGCCUCUUUUUCAACCUCCUUGGAGUGAUGACCGUAUGCUUCUUCUCAUGCUUUGGUCCUGCCUUUGGAUUGCGUCAGAUGGUGCUCUCGCGAUUCUGGUUUGGGUGGUGGGUUGUGAAAUUCAUUGCCGCUCUUAACGUUAUCGCCUGUAUCGGUUGGUCUGCUGCCAACGCCAUCGUUGGCGCCCAGCUCCUCAACGCAGUGAACACCGAUGUUCCCGGAUUUGCCGGUAUUCUCAUCAUCACAUUCUGCACAUUCUUCAUCACCUUCUGUGGCUACAAGUUUGUUCAUAUGUAUGAAUUUUGGAGCUGGAUUCCUACCUGCAUCGUGUUUUUCAUCAUGCUUGGUAUGUUUGCUCAUUCAGGCGAUUUCGUCAACAUCCCAAUGGGAGUCGGAAUGUCGGAACUGGGUUCCUGUCUGUCCUUUGGGUCCACAGUUUAUGGCUUUGCAACUGGUUGGACCAGCUACGCUGCCGACUACACCGUCUAUCAGCCUAAGACUCAAAGCCGCCGCCUAGUCUUCUUCUCCGCUUGGAUUGGUCUGAUCAUUCCGCUGCUGUUCACUCAAUUCCUCGGUAUCGCCAUCAUGUCCGCGACAGCUAUCGGGGACGGGUUUAGCAACAAAUAUGCCAUAGGCUACCGAGCCUCUGUCAACGGCGGUCUUAUUGCAGCCGUUCUAGAGCCUCUGGGCGGCUUUGGCAAAUUCUGCCUCGUCAUCCUAGCGUUAUCCAUCAUCGCUAACAAUUGUCCGAACAUUUACUCCGUCGCUUUAACCCUCCAGGUCAUGGGCCGGGCUACACAACGCGUGCCGCGAUUCAUCUGGACUUUCCUCGCCUCAUGCGUCUCUCUUGCGAUCGGUAUUCCUGGCUACUCGCACUUUGAAACCAUUCUGCAGAACUUCAUGAGUCUCAUCGCUUACUGGCUGGCCAUUUACUCUGGCAUUUCGCUUAUGGACCACUUCGUCUUUCGCCGUGGCUUCUCCGGCUAUCGUCCAGAGGACUAUGACAAACCCGACAAGUUGCCCAUGGGCAUCGCCGCAUCUAUUGCGUUCGCCUUUGGCAUUGCCGGCGUUGUUGUUGGCAUGAGCCAAUCGUGGUGGAAGGGUCCUAUCUCCAGACAUGCUGGUGACCCCGCAAUUGGUGGUGAUAUCGGCUUCGAGCUGGGCUUUGCCUUCGCCGCUGCGAUGUAUCUCGUCUUACGACCGAUCGAGAUUCGUUACAUUGGUCGUUGA
Penicillium paradoxum is the source of this 1593-nucleotide messenger RNA. Its product is annotated as cytosine permease. The transcript has 3 exons. Gene Ontology annotation, molecular function: transmembrane transporter activity. Gene Ontology annotation, biological process: transmembrane transport. Bases 1 to 1593 code for a protein of 530 amino acids. The record is from RefSeq and is a predicted model, not a curated record. NCBI's taxonomy places the organism in Eukaryota, Fungi, Ascomycota, Eurotiomycetes, Eurotiales, Aspergillaceae. Gene Ontology annotation, cellular component: plasma membrane; fungal-type vacuole membrane.